Molecule: messenger RNA, 4843 nt
Organism: Sceloporus undulatus (fence lizard)
Lineage: Eukaryota; Metazoa; Chordata; Lepidosauria; Squamata; Phrynosomatidae
Product: mitogen-activated protein kinase kinase kinase 3-like
Exons: 17
Coding region: 284-2167 (627 amino acids)
Biological process (GO): protein phosphorylation
Molecular function (GO): protein kinase activity; ATP binding; protein binding
Source: RefSeq, a predicted model, not a curated record
UCCUUUUUUCCCCUUUCCUCCUCCUCCUCCUUUUGGGGGCUCUGCAGGGGAGGGGGGGCUUUUUCCUUCCUCCCCUCCAAAUUUAUUAAUUUGAUUUUUUAUAUGGAGGGGUAAAAAAAGAAGUUUCUCAGCGAUGGACUCGAGCAGAUGAGCGUUUCCUGCAGGAAAGGAAAAAGAAAGGGAAAAAAGAAGGAGGAGGAGGAGGGGCAACUCUUGCCAUUGAAGGCUAACCCAGAAGAAAUACCCUCCUUCAGUGAUAUACAGACCUGAUGAAGAUACAACCAUGGACGAAGAGGCAGCUAUCAAUUCUAUUAUGAAGGAUCUUGCUGCCCUGGGCAAAUGUGGGGGUCUCUUGGACAGCAACAGGAACAAAAACCAUGUCCAUUCUAACAAACAGUUGCGGAAUGCCAGAAUUAAAUUUGAACAUGAUGGAGAGAAAAGAAUUAUGCAAUUCCAGAGGCCAGUUAAAUUCAAAGAGGUUCUACAGAAAGUUAUGGAUGCUUUCGGACAGAUGAUGGACUUGCAUUAUGCCAACAAUGAGCUCCUGAUUCCCCUGAAAUCCCAGGAAGAUUUGGACCGAGCGGUGGAACACUUGGAUCUCAGCCCUUCUCUCAAGAGCCUGAGAGUGUUUGUGAAAACUCCAAAGAAAACAAAUGCUUUGCAGCCCAACAACAGCAAGCAGCACGAGAUGAGAAUAUCCAAGUCUAUGGGAGAUAUCAUGGGGUCCCUGUACAAAGAUGCGGAGAGGACACGGAAGCAUUCAACAGGUUCCUUGCACACCGGCCGGAGUUCUCCACCUCCUGGGAGUGUCCCUGAGGAGCAGCAGCAGAUUGCUCGGCAGGGUUCCUACACGAGCAUCAACAGUGAAGGGGAGUUUAUUCCUGAAACUAUGGACCAAAAUUUGCUGGAAUCAUUCAUCAGUCCAGAUGAUUCCCUCUCAGGAAGCUGCCAAUCUCUGGACAGAUCUGUAGACAGCCCUCCUUUUAGUCAAACACCUGUUUCAAGAAGGAAGAGAGAAGCCAAAGAUAGUCUUGACUGCCUAGAUUUUGAUAUCCCAUUCUGUGAGAGAUUUGGGAAAGGAGGCACCUUCCCAAGACAGUAUCAUCUCUCCCAGAGUCGCAAGGACUACAAUGAUGGCCGAAGAACCUUCCCCAGGAGUUACGUUCCACCACAGAACCUGUUCCAGCUUCUGCCAUCCAGCCGAACGAAGAGCUUUAACGGAGACAACAAGCUUGUCACUUUGCGGUACGAGGAACGUGGAGGCAACAAGUGGUGGCACAACUGUGACAAAAUCUUCCAAGGCUUUGGCUCUCCUCCUGACAAGACUAGGAACAGUAGGUUACCUCCUGCACUGCAAGCCCCCGUGAACUGGAGGCUUGGGAAAUUACUAGGCCGAGGUGCCUUUGGAGAAGUCUACCUUUGCUAUGAUGUUGACACUGGCCGAGAACUGUCUGUAAAGCAGGUGCCUUUUGAUCCCGACAGCCAAGAGACAAGCAAAGAGGUGAAUGCUUUAGAAUGUGAGAUCCAGCUGCUUAAAACCCUCCGCCAUGAGAGGAUAGUUCAGUAUUAUGGCUGCUUGCGGGACCCUGAGGAGAGGAAAUUGUCCAUCUUCGUGGAAUAUAUGCCAGGGGGUUCUAUCAAAGAUCAGCUGAAAGCCUAUGGGGCCCUAACAGAGAACGUGACUCGGAAGUACACCAGGCAAAUCCUGCAAGGGGUUUUCUACCUACACAGCAACAUGAUUGUCCACAGGGAUAUCAAAGGUGCCAACAUUUUGAGAGAUUCUGCUGGGAAUGUGAAACUAGGAGACUUUGGUGCCAGCAAACGCAUUCAGACCAUCUGCAUGUCCGGAACGGGGAUGAAAUCUGUCACAGGGACUCCAUACUGGAUGAGCCCUGAAGUGAUCAGUGGGGAAGGAUACGGAAGGAAGGCAGAUGUAUGGAGCGUGGGCUGCACUGUGGUUGAGAUGUUGACUGAAAAACCACCCUGGGCAGAAUUUGAAGCCAUGGCUGCCAUUUUCAAGAUUGCUACGCAGCCCACAAAGCCCCAGCUUCCAGAUGGCGUUUCGGACUACUGCCGCGGCUUCCUCAAGCUGAUCUUUGUGGAGGAGAAGCGCAGACCCACAGCAGAAGACCUACUGAGGCAUCCUUUUGUGAGCUUUAGCCUCUAGCAGGUCAUCCUGCGAGAGGGAUGGGAAAGACACAAAGUUCACACAAGAACGGUAAAGUGAGCAACAACCACAACAAAAAAGAACCUGCACACUUCUAAAUUCAACCUCAGUUUCCUGUUUGGGUUAUUCCCAAAUGUGCUGCAUUGUUAUCAGUCAUGCCAUGUUGGUCAACCAGCAGUCAUCUUGCCAAGUCUCUUAAGCUGCAUUUCCAGCCAUCUUGAUGUUGUGGAGGUUGAUGGGUGCAUGCUGUACUAUGGAGGCCAGUGGAUUCUCUGCUUGUAUUGGCCCCUCAUUAGGCCAUAAUGGACUUGCACAGCCAUUAAAGAACAACAUGGAGAAAGUUGAGUUUCUUCUCAGCUGACAGGCACACCCUGGUAAAAUGGUUGAAAAGAGCAAAAUGAACAGCAGCAACACUCAGCAGUGAGCUUUGCCAUUCUUGCCAGGCUGGCAGCCAUUGAAAAGGACGCCUGGAUGAAGCAAGUAGAAAUAAACCCAGAGCAAAUGAACAAUGGCAUCUGCCUGCCUCUGUCUGAGCAUGGAAAAGCCAUGACUCAUCGCAGGAAGUCUGAUGCACAUAAAACGAGCUCCAGCUUUUGGGAGCAGGAGGUGAAACAGAGCUGUUUUGUAUUUUAGGUGGUAAUUAUAACCGGUGGUUAAAUAUAUAACAGUGAUCCAACCCAAAGUGAUCAAGAGUCCAGAGAUUGCACCAGAAUCGUAUGGAAGUCCUCCAAAGCUAUUUAUCUUUUCCUUCAACCCAAAGGAAAUUAGUCAUAACUGGCCCACUUGUAAUAGAAGCAUUUGCUUAGCCCUUUAUUAAAUGUUUCCUAUGAUGUGGAUUACACCAAUCUGUUUCUGCAUUAUAUUUUAGUCUAUAUGUUUGAGAUUUGUAGUGUUUGAGAAAUGAGGGUCUGGGGAAAGCCACUAUCUCCUGCCUGGCAUUUCUCGCUGGACCAAAUGAAACAUCAGGGGCUAAAUUUACAGCGCUUUAUAAAUAAAAGUUAAUAAUAAAUCCAAUUGCUAAAGACUAGCCCCCAGUAGAGUAGAACCAUUGAAUCAUUAGGAUUUACACAGAUGUUGGUUUACUACUCAUUAAUUUACACUGGUUCUGCUCUAGUUGUUACUCUAGCAGUUGGAUUUAGGCCAAAGGGUCAUUUGGAGAAAAUACCUAAAAAUGUAUUUCCCUGGGUUGGAAAUAACAUUUAAAAAGCUCCAAAUUCUGAUUCAUCAAUAUCUUUCUAAAUUAAAAAGUUUCCCCUAAUUAAUUUGGCAGCAGCAUUUUGAGUUUUUAAUUUUUUAAAAAAAUCAAUUUUAGUGCAAGUUAUUUAAGAAACUGCAGGAACAAGUGUCACUUUAGAAGAGGCAUUCUCUCCUGUUUCUGAGAGAGAUUUGGGGAAUACCUCUUCCAAAAUUGCAUACUGCACAUUUUGGCAGAUUAGAUUAAUAUCUCGAUUGAGUAAUCAAUCAGCUAAAUUCCUAAGAGUGUAGUAACUAGACAUAGUAUAGUAACUAUUUGAAAGUAUAUUGUAGUAAUACUUUUAUUAGGCCAACCAAAAAGUCACAACAUUCUUUGAGGAAGCCUUUGAAACAAACAUCUUGUACAGAGAUUAUGCUGUUUUUGAUUGGCAUAAGAAAAGUAAGACCAUUCUGUGGGCUUUGGAGUUUGAGUUAGGGUCAACAUGGCUACCCAUGUAUUCUGGUAAAUAUGUUAACUAUUAUAAUAUAGUUACCAUAACUGUGAUCAAUUUAGUUGGAUGAUUGUCCUUGUCUUUGCCAAAUGCAUUCCCCCCAAAGUCAUUUACCAGCUUUAGACACCCACACACUGCUUUUUCCCCUCAGUGUUGAGGUUCCAGUGGACAAAUAUUGUAUGAACUUCUGGGAAGGAACAUGAAAAUAUUAUGGAUGUCCCACAUAUUGAAGCUCCACAAUGUAUUGCUGUGCAGUGGCCUCCAAGUGUGGCAGAUCUAUCAGCCCUAAAUGUUGUCUUGACUGGUCCAGAAAAGAAAGAGAGCCAUCGCAGUGCCAGCCAGUCAGUGUCUCGCCAUCCAUUCGCUUGGUUGAUUGAUGCUGCUAAAUGCAAUCUCUUUGGAAGAAAGUCAUGCGUUAGUGGGCCCAGGGGCCAUAUUAUAUCUGUCCCCAAAACAAAUCCAGGUUUGUGUCAAGUUAUAAUCUAGGUUAUGUGGUUUAAGUUUAAGUGAGUGUUGCAUUUUGAGCAAAUGUGCACAUCUUGCAAUAUAUUCAGCUUAAUUUAAAUUCUCCAUUCUACACUUAAGAAGAGGAGGAACUUAUUCAGUCUGGCACUUUCCCAGACUUUUCAUGCACUAAUCCAGUUCAGAAGUCCACCCCAAAAUACUUACUUCAGGGAAAGAUUGCACGCAAAAAUACAUCUUUCACUGGAAAUGACAAAGACCCAAAUCCUUGAUGAGUUGCAUACAUACAUGAAUUUUUCUUCAGGCUUAAAAACAAUUUUCAUGGAAUCUGGGCAUACUUCACAUGGAAUCCUCUGAGGAAGUAAACUCAAGUCUAAGAAAGCUCAUUCUACCAACUUCUCUCUUUCAUUUAGUCUCAAAGGUGCUACAAGAUCCCUUGCAUACUGAUUCCCUUGAUCUAGAAACACUGCUCCUGUUGAUGUAGCCUAGACCUUUACCAAGCACACACUUUCCAGAUCAUCUCUGCAGC